UUAAGAUGCCAAAAUCACUCUAUUUGAGCACCAACUUCAAAUUCAAUUAUCAUAACAAAAUAUAAUUAAUUUAGGCACAGAAACAUGGUGGUGAAGGUCUAUGGUCCUGCAAGUGCAGCCUGCCCUCAAAGGGUGUUGGUUUGCCUCUUAGAGAAAGGGGUAGAGUUUGAACUUGUGCAUGUUGAUCUUGAUCAAGGAGAGCAUAAGAAACCUGAAUUUCUUCUCAGACAGCCCUUUGGUCAAGUUCCAGCUGUAGAGGAUGGUGAUUGCAGGCUCUUUGAAUCCAGGGCUAUUAUAAGGUAUUUUGCAUCAAAAUAUGCUGACCGUGGCCCUGACCUAUUGGGUAAAACCUUAGAGGAGAGGGCACUGGUGGAGCAGUGGCUUGAAGUAGAGGCAAGCAACUUCAACAAUUUGUGCUUCAAUAUCAUGUUUCAGCUGGUGAUCCUACCAAAGAUGGGUAAGCCUGGGGACUUGGCCUUGGCUCACAAAUGUGAGCAAGAUAUAGAAAAGGUGCUUGAUGUGUAUGAAACUAGGCUCUCUCAAAGCACAUAUCUUGCUGGAGAUAAUUUCACUUUGGCUGAUCUUAGCCACCUUCCAGGGCUUGAACAUCUCAUUGAGGAAGCUAAAUUGGGACACUUGGUCACUGAGAGGAAGAAUGUGAAUGCUUGGUGGGAGAAAAUUUCAAGUAGACCAGCUUGGAAGAAGUUAAAGGAUUUGAUUCACUAAUUAAGAGAGUGACCAAAUAAUAAUUAAAGAAUGGAGGUGUUUCAUGUUCUUAUUAUAAAAAACCAAAACCUCUAUUUUAGUUUAGGCUGCAACAAAUUCAUGGCGUGGAGAAAAAUAAUUUAUCUUUUUUUUUUAUGUAUGAGGAAAAAAAUUUCUUAUGUAACUUUUUUGAAUAAAAGUUACUCCUUCCUUCCGUUUCUUUAUGUGUCAUUUAAGUAAAAACAUAAAAGGCCAAUAAAUUUUAUAUGUUUAGAACUU
Glycine soja is the source of this 984-nucleotide messenger RNA. RefSeq names its product glutathione S-transferase F11-like. The transcript is spliced from 3 exons. The record is from RefSeq and is a predicted model, not a curated record. Gene Ontology annotation, molecular function: glutathione transferase activity; glutathione binding. Gene Ontology annotation, cellular component: cytoplasm. Lineage: Eukaryota; Viridiplantae; Streptophyta; Magnoliopsida; Fabales; Fabaceae. The coding region runs from base 85 to 726 and encodes 213 amino acids.